Molecule: messenger RNA, 1837 nt
Organism: Saccostrea cuccullata (small rock oyster)
Lineage: Eukaryota; Metazoa; Mollusca; Bivalvia; Ostreida; Ostreidae
Product: lysophosphatidic acid receptor 6-like
Exons: 2
Coding region: 614-1714 (366 amino acids)
Biological process (GO): neuropeptide signaling pathway
Cellular component (GO): plasma membrane
Molecular function (GO): neuropeptide receptor activity
Source: RefSeq, a predicted model, not a curated record
AUACAGAUGUACUUACAUGACUUAUAUAAUUAUAAUAUUUACAACGGUCGUUAGUCCUGGUUUCCAUACUGCCUCAGUGUCAUAGCGAUAAGUACACAUCCGUACAAACCUCUCAAGUCCCCGCAUCAUGUGCCUGAACAUGAUUCAGAGCUCUGAACAGCCUUGACAGAGAGGGACAAAUUGUCAGCGAACACCAGAGGGUGAAACCUGUCGAUCUCAGAAGAACAGUAAAAACACAGAAAAACAGAAAGGUCGUGACCUGAGAGCCCGGAUGUGAAUAACUAUUUUUGCGCGGGACUCCCUUCCUGUCAUAUCGAGCGGUUUUGUUUCAUUCUGUUGGGGGACUUUCGUGUUUGCAGGACGUUCACCUCAAUCUGAGUAAAUAUACUUGUGCAUAAAAACGUGAAAAAUUGCAGAUUAACUUGAAAGUUUGAAAAUGAGAUUCAAAACCCGAGGACCAAGGAGAGGGACUCUCCGAGGGAAAAAUCGCAUGUGAAUUUUGUUACUUCAAAGGACAAACGAGGUAAUAGAAUACUUCUUAAUUUUAUUCGAAAACAAGUUCCAUUGAGCGUUCAAGAGGUCCUUUCUUGACUGUCAGUGAAUAAAAUCGAAAAUGAUCCAAAACAUAACGGAAAGCGAGCUGGUUCAGGAAUGGCGGGAGUUCAUGGCGCAGAAGAGCCUUCCACAUGUGUCACUCUUGUUGAUCUUCCUAAUAGUAGGAAUUGUGGGGAACUCCACUGUGAUAUAUGUGUACGUUUUCAAAAUGAGGCGAUGUCGCGAGGACAGAUUCUUUAUUCCCGCCUUGGCGGUCGCCGACCUACUGGCGACCAUUGUGACGUGUUUGUACCACAGCAUCAAGACUCUUGUUGUCAAGAGCGUCCAAUCUGACAUACUCUGCAAAGUUCCAUUGUUUUUCAUGUGGAGCACUUCAACCGCUUCCGCAAUGUUGUUACUGAUGAUUGCAAUUCACCGUUUCAUAAAAGUGCGCCAACAACCCGGAGAUAAACUGAGUUCUAAACUGAAAAAAGGCGCGAUUAUUUUGACUGUCAUAGUCUCAGUUGCUAUAAAUAUCCCCAUCCUGUAUUUCGCGGGGAUAGGAAACUUCAAGACGCCAUACAAUGGCUAUAACAUUACUGUCAGUGCCUGUUUCACAGGAAACUCUGAUCACAAAGCUAUGGAGCAGGCGUACUUGAUUUUUGUCUUUCUGGUCGCAGUUGGCAACAUCAUUGCCACCACGGGUCUAUACAUACCCAUCGGCUGCGUCAUAUACAAACUCUCCAAACAAAACAAGGGCAUGGCGCGUGCAAGGUCUCGGAGCCGGGCGUUUUCGUUCGUGGGUGAGACUCAAAGCAGCAUCAGUGACAACAGUGACAAGGAAAAGAAAUUCCCCACCCUGAGCGAACUCGAUAAAGUCAGACUAAACCGCCAAGAAUCUCGGACACGGAACCGCACCAACUUCAACAUGAUGUUCGCCAUUUUGGUUCUGUUUUACGCCGUGUCCUACUUCCCGUCUUUCAUUUUCGUUUUCCUCAGCCGAGGAGAUCCGAACUACUACAAUCGACUCUCUCCAGUCCAAUCCAAUAUCUACAUAACUCUGCAGAGACUUUUCAUUGUCAAUCACAUUGUGAACCCGCUGGUAUACGGGUAUUUUGAUCUCAAAUUCAGAAACAAGCUAGCCGACAUUUGCUGCUUCAAAAAACUCAGGAAAUACUGACGUUUUUACAUGGCUUCAUAUUUUUAUCAUUAAUUUAUCUGAUCGAUGUAUAACUUCAUGUUUCAGAUGCUUAUUUAUUUUAAAUUAAAAUUUUAUCGUUGAAUAAAAUUAUGACAAAACACA